Molecule: messenger RNA, 3948 nt
Organism: Alternaria burnsii
Lineage: Eukaryota; Fungi; Ascomycota; Dothideomycetes; Pleosporales; Pleosporaceae
Product: zinc homeostasis factor 1
Exons: 8
Coding region: 1-3948 (1315 amino acids)
Biological process (GO): intracellular zinc ion homeostasis; zinc ion transmembrane transport
Cellular component (GO): membrane
Molecular function (GO): zinc ion transmembrane transporter activity
Source: RefSeq, a predicted model, not a curated record
AUGAUGCACAGCGCCCAAUCAGUCGCUACCCAAGCUAGCCUGUCACUGCUGAAGCUGUCGUCUCUGUUACUGCCCUUUGUUACUGCACAGGAUUCUGUUAGCUAUGACUUCGACAGCUAUGGAGCUUCUGAUCCGAGUGGCACGCCGUACCAAACUUACAUGUCGAACACGAAUGUGAAGCCACCGCAGAUGCAGAUCAAUCGAAAUGGAACAGCGUUGCAGAGCGGACUUGUGUUCCUGGGGAUCAAUGGUCUGCCUACGAGUGGGCAGAAUUGGCCAGCAAUAUUUGAAUUCUCAGACGAUCGCAUGGGGUCACUUGUAUGGACCGGCAACUACAGCGAACCUUUCGAUUUCAAGACGCAGACAUACAAGGGCGAGCCUGUGCUUACACUCUGGUCUGGAGAGUUACUGAACGGCUACGGACGAGGUUCAUAUCAUAUCCUCAACCAAAGCUAUGACGAGAUUGCGCACUUUCAAGUCAACCGUUUCGGAGAUGAAAUGGGCGAUAUCCACGAGUUUGAUAUCACUGCUGAUGAUACCGCGCUUGUCUUGAUCUACCAUGGCAUUCCAUGGGAUUUGACUGCAUCCGGAGGUAUCGAGAAUGGUUGGCUGUUCGAGAAUACUUUCCAGGAAGUCAACAUCGAGACUGGAGAGCUUAUCUUUGAGUGGAAUGCCAGUACUCAUGUUGGAAUCAACGAGUCGUACAAUUCUCUACCGUCUGAGGUUGGCCAAUCCGAAGAAGCGCCGUGGGAUUACUUCCAUAUAAACUCCGUCGAGAAGGACAGCAACGGUGAUUAUCUAGUCUCAGCACGCGUCAUGGACGCCAUCUACAAGAUAUCUGGACAAGACGGAAGCAUCAUCUGGCGCCUUCAAGGUAAACAAUCGGACUUUGACGUUGAUCCGGCUGCCAACUUCGCUUUCCAACACGAUGCUCGCUGGCUCAACGACAACCAAACUCGCAUGACGAUUUUUGACAAUGGACCCACCGACACAAUUGGCUACUCGCGAGGUCUCUUGCUCGAUGUCAAUCAGGACGAAAAGACCGUCAAACUCAUUACUGAAUUCACCAACGAAGGCAAGACCUUUGCAACAUUCGAAGGCAGCUUGCAAGCCAUCGACCCUUCUAACGAAACCACAAACUUCAUGCUUGGCUUCGGCAGUCAGCCCUUCUUCACUGAGUUGGAUCACCAAGGUAACAUCCUUCUUGACGUACAGUUUGGCAAAAGUAACGUUGUAAACGCAUACCGCGCGUAUCGCCAGCAAUGGGAGGGGAAACCGUCCACCAAGCCGGAUGUGCACUGGGACCAAGACGGAAACACGGCAUUCUUCUCUUGGAACGGGGCUACUGAGAUCGAAAGCUGGGUUGUAUGCACGGCCAAUGCGAGCGAUUCACGUACCUGGACCAAUGUCACUGUGGCAAGGAGGACAGGAUUCGAGACAACAAUCGACCUUUCCGAUGCACAAUUGGAGAGCUUUGUACGUGGAAAAGCUGUGAGCAGUGAUGGUACUGCCUUGGGAUGGACUAUGACGAGUGACGGGAAUGAAUUGUACGAUGCGCCAGACGAUGUUGAUGAGAUUGGAUCGGCGAGUGCUCCCACUUCUACGGCUUCUUCUUCUUCUUCCUCCACGGAUACUUCAGCGCCAUCGAGCACAGAUGCUGCUCCUUCGAGCACUUCGAGUGGCGCUGCGACAAGAGCGACACAUGGGGUUAUGGAGCAGGUGUACGUCGCUGCUGUCGUGGUGACCGGAUCCAUGAGCGUUCCAGCACCACCUCGCGCUGUAUCACCACUUGGUCUACCUGCGGCCGCUCUCCAUGAUCGCGCCCACGCAAAACCACAUCCUGACUCAGAAGUUGCAGUGCGCUACGAGCGACAGCGCUACUCGCAGGAGUUGGGACCCGUCAAUGUGUAUCAGGAAGGACCUGGUAGAGACGAAGUAGCAAGGACAAAGCGCUGGUAUGACCCAGUUGUCAAAUUUUGGACUGCACACGUUAGUCUGAGCAUCGACGAAGGAGCGCACAGAGAUCAUUUGGCACUCGAACGCACUUUCCUAGGCUACCUCCGUACCUCUCUUAUCCUUGUCAUGACAGGAAUCUUGACUGCUCAGCUCUUCCACUUGCAGCAUUCGGCUACGCCCAACCCGCGCUUUGGUUUCUAUAAGGUCGGGAAACCGCUUGCAGCAAUCUUGAUCUGCAUGGCUAUUGUCGUGGUGUUGACAGGGGCGAUCAGGUUUUGGCGGCUACAGAGGGCGCUUGUGAGAGGGAAGGCGAUGGCAGGAGGGUGGGAAGUAGGGCUCGUCAUGGUUUUGAUGCGCGAAGGACGCUCCGAUCCCGCCAACAUGGGGCUCUCCAAAUCCACGCGCAUCAUGAUACUGCUCGCCAUAGACACGGCAUUCUUCUUCGUCGAGCUGAUUGCCGGAUAUACGGUGCACUCGUUGGCGCUGGUUGCCGACUCGUUCCACAUGUUGAACGAUGUCAUCUCGCUCCUUGUCGGCUUAUGGGCAGUCAAGGUGGCUAGCCAGAAGACAAACUCAAAGACAUACACAUACGGAUGGCAACGUGCGGAGACUCUAGGUGCUCUGAUCAACGGAGUCUUUCUAGUUGCGCUUUGUCUCUCCAUAUUCCUCGAAGCCAUCCAGCGAUUCGUCGAGCCACAGGAUGUUUCGCACCCCGUCAUCAUUCUUAUCGUCGGUUCUUGCGGUCUCGCAUCCAACAUCAUCGGUCUCUUCCUCUUCCACGAUCACGGCCACGGCCACGGCGGCCAUUCCCACGGACACGACGCGCACUCACACGCCGAGGAGGGUCACUCUCAUGGUGUAGAUGCGCAUGAUCAUGCCAUCGCAGAUGAGAGCGGUAACAUUGCGGAUGUACUGCCCCAGAACCGUGUCGGCUUCCCGUCAAACCUCACCCAAACACCCACAAAGUCCAACGGUGUGUCAUUCACAUCCGACGCAGACACACGCCGCUCGUCCACUCCUGGAAAGAAGAACAAACGCCACAGCCGUUCGCACUCGCGCAACUAUGCCACCAUCGAUGAGAUCUACGUACACCCUUCGUCCUUCAGGAACAGCAUCAUCGAGUCUUCGCGCGCGCACGACGACGAGGCUGACGACGAGGACAACAAUGUCAUAGAUGACGACGAGCCCACUGAGCAGACUUCGCUUCUAUCCAAGUCCAAGAGCCACGGCUCACACGAUCACUCUCACGCAAAUGGCAAGACCAACAAGAAGGAUCAGCACAAGGGCCACAACCACAACCAGCCCAAGAAAGAGUCAUCCGCAGGUGGCCACGGUCAUUCUCACGCAGAUCUCAACAUGCGUGGUGUCUUCCUACACGUCAUGGGCGAUGCUCUUGGCAACAUUGGUGUCAUUGGCACUGCUCUGUUCAUCUGGCUCACCGACUUUUCCUGGAGGAUGUAUGCUGAUCCCGCUGUGUCUCUGCUCAUCACCGUCAUCAUCCUUCUGUCUGCUCUGCCCCUGUGCAAGGCUGCUUCUCGUAUCCUUCUGCAAGCCGUUCCGGAGAACCUUUCCAUCGACGACAUCACCGAGGACAUUACCGACCUCACCGGCAUCGUCUCUUGCCACCAUCUCCACGUCUGGCAGCUGUCAGACACGAAGCUUAUUGCAUCGCUGCACGUUCAGGUCGACUUUGACUUCAAGGGUGAGGGCUCAGCACGUUACAUGGACCUCGCACGCCAAAUCCGCGAAUGCCUCCACCAGUAUGGCAUUCACUCUUCUACCAUCCAGCCCGAGUUCUGCCUCGACGCCAGCCACGACCAUUCAGCACAUGGCUCCGACGAUAGCGGCGCGGAAGAUGGCGGUCGCGUCAGCAAGAACCCCAGCGUAAAAGGCGGCCCUGAUGCUUGUCUGCUAGAAUGCCCCGACAGCUGCGGUGGAGGAAAGCAAUGCUGCGACCCCAACACUACCGGUCCCAAUGCGCCUUCUUCAUAA